This is a messenger RNA of Struthio camelus australis, 1939 nucleotides long. RefSeq names its product crystallin gamma S (gene CRYGS). NCBI's taxonomy places the organism in Eukaryota, Metazoa, Chordata, Aves, Struthioniformes, Struthionidae. Gene Ontology annotation, biological process: lens development in camera-type eye; visual perception. Gene Ontology annotation, molecular function: structural constituent of eye lens. The record is from RefSeq and is a predicted model, not a curated record.
UUCUUCCUGGGCUGACCCACUGCCAUAGGCGUAGGUUAGGAAUCAAGAGACUGACCUGGAUAUUUUUAACCAGCUUUUAAAGGAGUGACAUGCAAAGUGACCACAAUGGAGCUUGGAAAUGUCCUUCCUACUGAACCUACUGAGUCGUCUUUCAAUAGGAGUUAGGUCCUGACUGGGCUCUGUGAUCCGUAUAAGAGAGCAUUCCGAUAAAUAUGAGUGGUCUCCCAGCCCUCUAGCAGUAAGGGCUUUGACCAACAGCGCUAGAUGUUCAAGACACCUAGAAGUGGAAGGAAACGAGAUGCUGUUGAGCUUCUUUCUGUCUCUGGUCAUAUCUAAAUGUUGUAGGAAGCUGCAGUCAGUGGAAUUGCAGCAGCGUACAUAGAGUUGUUGUUGCGAGAUUGCCUGUCCUGACAGAUUUAAAAUAAGGUCUGUAUGUUUCAGGCGCUGCUGUGCCAGAUUCGUUUGCCUUUGUUUCCCUAAGCCUUUGGGCUGGUGCAUUGAAUAGCUGCAGAGGCGUUUUUUCGGGAUGCGCUGGCUUCGGGGGGGCAUGGAUGUACAAAAGGCAGCAUUCCUCCCCCUCCUUGCCCAGUGGGCCAGAGUGUGGCUAAAAGAAGGAUCUCUCUCUUAAACUGCAGACAUUGCUUUAAGGAUUUGGAAUUGAAUUCGUGGCGCUGGCAGAUUUUUGUCAGAAAUUUGGGCGCAUUCUCUAUUAUUUCAUGUCUGAAAUCACUCAGCUUGGGGAUGUGUGUGGGGAAGGCAGAAAUGCUUUUUUUCCCUGUAUGUCAGCCACCAUGAGGAGCAAUAUAGCUCAGCUGAGGAUGUGCUGUGAAAAUGCACAGCAUCUUUGCUGCACCGAUGUUUCCGUUGUGAGCUUUUGAAGCAGAGCAUCUAAGCAGAAGUUGUUCUUUGCAAGCCUUCAGAUCUGCCCCAAGCAUGUAUUCACCAUUUCCUAGCUGCGUCCUUCAUUGCACGGGAACAUUCUCUAUUAAUACUGAACCUCUUCCUUGCAAACAGGGAUGGACCUUUUUAGAGAUGACUAGGAUGCCUUCUUGUUUAACGUGCUUAAGAGGAAGAACGCAGCCAAAAUGCUUCCCCCAUCCCCCAAGACCUGGCCGGGGGUGGGGUGUUUUGAGUGUGUUUGGCAGAAUUUUGGUGUUCUGACUCAGCAAAUGGUAACAAAGAGAGGACGGCGAAGCCUUCCUUUAUUCCAUAAUCCUGUUUGCUUUUCUAGAAACCGGCUAUAGCCUCAGAAUCACUGACUCAAUUUUUGGAUCCUAUUCUCAUGACAAAGCGGCUGUCUGGUUUAAAAUGAGCCCGUUAUAAAAAGGGUGCCUUGGAUCCUGGCUAUUUGUAACAGCUCCUGACAGUCCUCCAGCAGUGGGGAGUUUGGCUUGAACGGAAAAUGUCCAGAGCUGGACCCAAGGUCACCUUCUACGAAGACAAGAAUUUCCUAGGCCGUUGCUAUGAAUGUGACAGUGACUGCCCCGAUUUUCACACCUACCUGAGCCGCUGCAACUCCAUCCGGGUGGAAGGGGGCACCUGGGUAGCUUACGAGAGGCCUAACUUCGCUGGGAACAUGUACGUUCUGACGCACGGGGAGUAUCCUGACUACCACCACUGGAUGGGCCUUAACGACCGUCUUGGCUCGUGCAAAACCAUCCAGAUACCAAGCGGAGGCCGGGGCCACAUUCAGGUAUUUGAGAAGGGAGAUUUUGGCGGGCAGAUGUUUUAAGCCACUGAAGACUGCCCUUCCGUCAUGGAGGAUUGGCACAUCCGUGAAAUCCAUGCCUGCCGGGUGCUGGAGGGCGUCUGGGUUUUCUACGAGCACCCCAACUACCGGGGCAGGCAGUACCUGCUGCCCAAGGGCGAGUACCGCAAACCCGUUGACUGGGGCGCCGUCACCGCUGCCGUCCAGUCUUUCCGCAACAUUGCCGAGUGA